Molecule: messenger RNA, 1854 nt
Organism: Vigna unguiculata (cowpea)
Lineage: Eukaryota; Viridiplantae; Streptophyta; Magnoliopsida; Fabales; Fabaceae
Product: cell division cycle 20.1, cofactor of APC complex-like
Biological process (GO): positive regulation of anaphase-promoting complex-dependent catabolic process; positive regulation of ubiquitin protein ligase activity; anaphase-promoting complex-dependent catabolic process
Cellular component (GO): anaphase-promoting complex
Molecular function (GO): protein binding; anaphase-promoting complex binding; ubiquitin ligase activator activity
Source: RefSeq, a predicted model, not a curated record
UUUUUCUCUCUCUCUCUCUCUCUCUCUGUUCAUUUGCCAGCACUGGAACUUUGGCUCUCUCUGUCAUUUUGUUUAAUCACUGCUAUCUCAUUUCCUUCGUCUAAUAAUCUGUUUCUGCAGGAUUUUGCUCUGUGCUUUACUUUGUAUUGAUUUGCGCUGUUCUUUAUACUGUUUCCUAUUCUUUUCGGUUUUUGUUCUUGUUUUCUUCUCCUAACCAUGGAUGCAGGAUCUUUGAGUUCUUCUGGAACCCUCAAGACCCGAUCACGCUAUCCUCUUCAAGAACAAUUUAUUCAAAGAAAGAGUUCCAAAGAAAAUUUGGACAGAUUCAUACCAAAUCGGUCGGCAAUGGACUUUGAUUAUGCUCACUAUAUGCUUACAGAGGGGAAUAAAGGUAAGGAAAAUCCAGUUGGGAGUUCUCCAUCUCGAGAAGCCUACAGGAAGCAGCUUGCAGAAUCCUUAAACAUGAAUCGGACGCGAAUUCUCGCCUUCAAGAAUAAGCCACCUGCACCAGUUGACUUAAUUCCCCACGAGCUAUCCAAUCUUGUCCAGGAUAAUAAUAGAUCAAUCAAGCCCCGGAGAUUUAUUCCUCAGACUUCUGAGAGAACUUUGGAUGCUCCGGAUCUUGUGGAUGACUAUUAUCUCAAUUUGCUGGACUGGGGUAGCGGCAAUGUGCUUGCCAUAGCACUGGGAAGCACAGUGUACUUGUGGGAUGCAACAACUGGUUCUACUUCGGAACUUGUAACAGUUGAAGACGAAGACGGCCCUGUAACAUCUGUUAGCUGGGCUCCGGAUGGGAGACAUAUUGCAGUUGGUUUGAACAAUUCUGAAGUGCAACUAUGGGAUACAACUUCAAAUAGACAGUUGAGAACUUUGAGAGGUGGACACAGACAAAGAGUUGGAUCUUUGGCAUGGAAUAACCACGUACUCACAACUGGUGGCAUGGAUGGUAGAAUUAUUAACAAUGAUGUAAGAAUCAGAUCACAUAUUGUUGAAACCUAUGCUGGGCAUGAGCAAGAGGUUUGUGGGUUGAAGUGGUCUGGUUCAGGUUCACAAUUAGCCAGUGGGGGGAAUGAUAAUUUACUUUACAUCUGGGAUAGAGCCACUGCAUCGUCUAAUUCCACAACACAGUGGCUUCACAGGCUUGAUGAUCAUACAUCUGCUGUAAAAGCCCUUGCUUGGUGUCCCUUCCAAGGGAAUCUCUUAGCUACAGGUGGAGGCAGUGGUGAUCGGUGCAUCAAGUUUUGGAAUACCCACACAGGUGCAUGCUUGAACUCAGUUGACACUGGGUCUCAGGUAUGCUCCCUGCUGUGGAACAAGAACGAGAGGGAGUUACUCAGCUCUCAUGGUUUCACCCAGAAUCAGCUAACCCUUUGGAAAUACCCCUCAAUGGUCAAGAUGGCUGAGCUCAAUGGUCAUACUUCCCGAGUUCUUUUCAUGGCCCAGAGUCCAGAUGGCUGUACAGUAGCAUCCGCAGCUGCUGAUGAAACAUUGAGAUUCUGGAAUGUGUUUGGAGCACCAGAAGCAGCAUCUAAGGCCGCACCCAAAGUCAGAGCUGAGCCAUUUUCAAAUGUGAAUCGCAUACGAUAAGCACUUGACGGAAUUAAUUGCACUUAUGUACAUACCUCCUAAAUUUUGUUACGUAAUUGCUGGCAUCUGGAAUAGUUUGUUGUAUCUAAGAGAGUGAAUAAACAGUGUCAGGCAAUUACUUUAGGGGAGAGACAAUAAUGAAGAGAGUGAGUGUUUGGGGUUUCCAUAUGUACAUUAUUGUAACAUACAAUCAGUGGAAAAAACACUACUUUUCCCCGUGGACGUAGUCACAAACACGUGACGAACCACGUAUAUCGUUCUUCAUGC